AUGUCGAAACCGGAGCGGACGACGGAUCCUUCUCCCACUUCUGCGGACACGGAAGGCGGCGGGCAGAGGGAAAACGCAAAUAUAAAUAUUACGAAAGGUCUUACGCGUACAUUAUCGGCGGCGAAUUUGCAAAACUCUGUAUUAAAUGCUUCGAAAGUCAAUGCCCUGAGGCAAUCUCUUAACAGGCAUCACGACAAUGUGUCGAGACUGCUACUGACUAGCAAGGAAAGUCUUGAAAAGAGAACUCAGAUCGAUUCGGCCUUUCGCGCUUGUAAAGAGGCAUUUAUUGAACUCUCUGCGGCAUAUCUUAAGAUGAUUGAAAGCGAUUCUCAACAGGUUAACAUUGCGGAAACGGUCAGAAGCAUAGUAGGCGACGCCUUGUCUGAUGCCCACGACAAAUUAACAGCUAGCUUGAGCGGCAAUCUUCAGCCAAUAGAGCAGAGGAACGCCGGCGCUUCCUCUGUGCCCUCUUAUGCAGCGGUGGUUUCGGAGCAAUCGUGCGUGCGGGUGGCUCGCGGCUCCUCUAUCGAGGUACCUAGAACCACCAACUUGAUUGUUACUCCAAAGGAGGAUUUCUCCGCGAAGUACAAAACGUCUAGGGAAACCAGGGAAGUGCUGCAAAAGACCAUUAAGCCAUCUGAGUACAACCUUAAGGUCAACAGAAUUACGUCAGCGAAGAACAACGGUGUGCGUAUUGAGGCACUUACUGUGAAUCUGCCCAAGAUAAAAAGUUCUCGGGAACUUGAAGACGCUGGACUCAGAUUGGAGCAGGAAGGCAAAAUCAACCCUAGGCUACUGAUUCGCGGAGUGCCAUGCACCAUGUCGAGGGAGGAGAUAAAGGAAGAUCUUGUCACUCUCAACCUAAAGGACCACGAUGCGCCUGAGUUAAAAGUUGUGUACAUCUUUCCCCGGAAAGAUAAUCGGCGCACGACCAACUGCGUGAUUGAGGUCACUCCGGACAUCCGCACUCAUUUGCUUAAAGACCGGUACAUAUUUUUAGACUACUUUGCCUGCGAGAUUACUGACUACGUAAGAGUCCUACAGUGUUUCAAAUGCCUUGCUUUCGGUCAUUUCGCGAAAGAUUGUCGUUUCACGACUAUAUGCGGUCACUGUGCAGGCGGUCACGAAACUAGGAAUUGCACCUUGAGGAGCGGGGCACCGGAGUGCGGGAACUGCAAGCGAUGGUUGCCUCAAGCAGGACGACAACAUUCAGCCCUUGACAACAAGAACUGUCCCAUCUUACGCAGACGUAUGUCGGAAAGGAUUAGCAGCAUUAAUUAUGGAUAA
Messenger RNA from Temnothorax curvispinosus, 1287 nucleotides. RefSeq lists its product as uncharacterized. Lineage: Eukaryota; Metazoa; Arthropoda; Insecta; Hymenoptera; Formicidae. Gene Ontology annotation, molecular function: nucleic acid binding; zinc ion binding. The transcript has a single exon. The coding region runs from base 1 to 1287 and encodes 428 amino acids. The record is from RefSeq and is a predicted model, not a curated record.